This is a messenger RNA of Asparagus officinalis (garden asparagus), 654 nucleotides long. RefSeq lists its product as uncharacterized. The transcript has 2 exons. The record is from RefSeq and is a predicted model, not a curated record. Bases 1 to 654 code for a protein of 217 amino acids. NCBI's taxonomy places the organism in Eukaryota, Viridiplantae, Streptophyta, Magnoliopsida, Asparagales, Asparagaceae.
AUGCAUGUCCCUAACCGUGUGCUACGACAGUUUACGCUCUCUCAGCAUGUACCAGAUCCUGUUGAGCAGAUAUCUCGUCGGCGGCGACCUACUUCGCACCAUAACGACUGGGCCGUAGUCCGUGCGGCCUACAUAGACAGGUGGGCUCACAGGUAUGAUUUCAUCCAGGGUGCGAGGCCCACGGCUGUUGACUACACCGCAUAUAUGGGUUGGUAUUGGGAUAUCACACGUAGAUGGAUCACACGUGACCCACAGCCCUUAGCUGGACACAUGCCACGGCCACCGACAGACAGUUACAUCCCUAGUGGGAUGAACGAGAGAGAUUACGUCCAUGCUUUGGAUAGCAUUCAGGCUGAUAUUGAUGCGACCGUGCCUGAGAUUCAGGAUCAGGUGGCGUUAGGGCUCCUCGGCAGGAUCAAGAAGACCAUAGCACAGGUGUUUCAUAAGACUCACGUCGACGAGUUCGCAGGCCGUGAGGACAGGUCUCGAUCAUUUGGGCAAGCGUACACUCGGCGCCGACGGCCACGUGACGAUGACGGCGGCACUUCGCAUGCUGAUGGAGCCGGCACUUCGCAUGCUGAUGGAGCCGGAACUUCACAUGCUGAUGAAGCCGGCACUUCACAUGCUGAUGGAGCCGGCAAUAUAUUGCAGUAA